AUGCGAGGUCGACGCGAGGGCGAAGAGGCGACGAACGCGCGAGCGGCGCGCUUGCGGGCGAAGAUCGCGAGCGAUGCGUCGUUGGCGGCGAUACAGACGAAACGCGAACAGUUACCGGUGCGGGAGUUUAAGGAUGCGAUAUUGAACGCGGUACGGGCGAAUCAAGUCGUGCUCGUCGCCGGGUCGACGGGUUGCGGGAAGACGACGCAGGUGCCGCAGUACGUCUUGGACGAUGCGUGGGCGAACGGGCGCGGGGCGUCGAUCGUGUGCACGCAACCGCGAAGGAUUAGCGCGAUGACGGUUUCCGAGCGCAUCGCGAACGAGCGCGGGGAGAGCAUCGGGCAGAGCACGGUCGGUUACCAGAUUCGAUUGGAAAGCCGGGUCUCGGCGGAUUGUUCGUUGUUGUUUUGCACGUCCGGCGUGCUGUUGCGACGACUCACGAGCGAGGCGUCGGAUAAGCUGUGCGAGUCAUUGACGCAUAUCAUCAUCGACGAGCUGCACGAGCGAGAUUUGUUUGCGGAUUUCCUAACCAUCAUUUUGAAGGGCGUGAUUCCGAAGCAUCCGCACCUAAAGCUCGUGCUGAUGUCGGCGACGAUGCGCGAAGAUUUGUUUAGCGAAUACUUUGGUGGGUGUCCGGUGAUUUCAGUGCCAGGUUAUACGCAUCCGGUGAAUGAGUAUCACCUGGAAGAUAUCUUGCCCAUGAUCGGAUGGGGCGGCGUGCAUCACACGUCGAAGAAGGCGAGCGGAGGCGGCGGCGGCGAACCGAGAGUGCGCGCACCCACUUCGGGCGCGAGCGUGGACGUCAUGCGCGAGGCAAUCAUGCGAGCAUUUUUAGAGGACACCGACGAGUCGUUCGAUUGGCUCAUGCAGUGCGCGCGCGAGACAGAUUCUGCGAGCGGGUUGUCGCACGUAAACGUCGCGCACUCCACGGGCGCCACCGCGCUCAUGGCGGCGGCGGGUAAGGGAAGACAGAUGGAAGUGUCGCAGCUUUUAGGUUUAGGAGCGUCGCCCGCGAUGCGAAGCACCGACGGGAGCAACGCCGCGGAUUGGGCGGAUAAGUUUGGACACGUCGAGCUCGCGGACGCGUUGCGAAGCGUGGACGACGAAAACGAAGACGCGGGAAGUCACGAGCAGUCGGCGCUUCUAUUGAGCGAUUACCAGCUCUCCGUGGAUCCAGACGAGGUGGACGUGGACUUAAUCCACAAUUUGAUCGUUUGGAUCAUGAAAGAGCGCGCGAUCGACGAAGGAUCCGAGGGCGCGAUUUUAGUCUUUUUGCCCGGCUGGGACGAAAUCUCCAAACUUCGCGACUCGUUGACGGCGGAUUACAACGUCUGUCACUCGGCGAGCGUCCUACCUUUGCACUCCAUGGUCGCCCCGGCGGAUCAACGAAAAGUCUUCCAACGUCCACCUAAAGGGUUGCGCAAAAUCGUCCUCUCCACCAACAUCGCGGAGACGGCGGUGACGAUUGACGACGUCGUCUUCGUCAUCGACAGCGGGCGGUUGAAGGAAAAGAGUUACGACGCGUACUCUGCGGUCUCUACGCUCCAGGCGGCUUGGAUCUCGCAAGCGAGUGCGAAACAGCGACGCGGUCGCGCCGGUCGCGUGCGUCCCGGCGAGUGCUAUCGCGUGUACUCCACCUCACGGUACGACUCGUUCGCGCAGUACCAGUUGCCCGAGAUGCAGCGGUCGCCGCUCGAGGAGCUGUGCUUGCAGGUGCGCGUGUUGGCCGAAAGCGGCGCGGGCGUCGUGGACGAUGGGCCGGGAAGCACGGCUGGGUUUCUCGCGCGCGCGGUCGAGCCCCCUGUGGCGCAAGCGACGGACAAUGCGGUGCAAUUGCUCAAGGACAUCGGCGCUUUGACGGAGGAGGAGCGCCUCACGCGACUCGGCCGCCAUCUCGGCGAGCUUCCGUUGCACCCGCGCGUGGGGAAGAUGAUCUUGUACGCCGCUCUGUUUGGCGUUCUCGAUCCGAUUCUCACCGUCGCGUGCGCUGCGGCGUAUCGUCCGCCCUUCAUCAUCUCCGCCGACGGUCGAAAAUCGGGCGACGCCAGUCGCGCGGCGUUUUCCAACGAAGCCGGCGGCGGGAGCGAUCACUUGGCGGUGACCAAGGCGUACAUGGCGUGGGAGCAAGUUCAGCGCGAUGGGCGUCAAAAUGAAAGGUACUUUUUGAACGCGAAUUCUUUGUCGCCGUCGACGCUGCACAUGAUCAAGGGCAUGCGACAGCAAUUAAUCACGGCGUUGAUUCAGCGCGGCAUCAUUUCAGAUUUGCGAAGCGCGAGCGCAAACUCGUCAUCCGGCGCGCUUGUGCGCGCGGUGCUCGCCGUGGGCAUGUACCCUUUGGUGGGACGAUUUUUACCAAAGUGCAAAGCGCCGACGUUGGCAACGCUUCGCGGCGAGCGCGUGCGCGUGCACGCGUUUAGCGUCAACGGCAAACUCGACGUGAGCGCGCUCGGCGAGCUCAACGAAUCGGGUGAAAAAAUUGCCACCUUGGCGUGCUUCGACGAACUCAUUCGAGGCCCUCACGCGGUGCAAGUGCGCGAGUGCACGUUGGUCGCCGCCGCGGCGAUCGUGUUCGUGUGCUCCACGCUCACGGUGAAACCAGACGUGCCGCAAAUCGAUCCCGAAACCGGCGAGGCGCGCGCGAGAGACGGUCCGCCGUCGGCGUUGUUGGUCGUGGACAAUUGGUUGAGAUUUCGCGUGCCCUUGCGCGCGGUGGCGCAGAUCACGGUAUUGCGCUUACGUUUGCACAAAGCGUUCGCCAUGCGCGUCGAGCGACCGAAAGACGCGCUACCGGCGGAUAUGCGAGGCGCCGUGGACGCCAUCGCGCGCGUGCUGAGCGACGCCGACGCCGCGUUCAUCGAGUCCUCGAGUUUCGCUCGCAGUUUCGCAGGCUUCGGCGGCGGGCGCGGCGGCGGCGGGCGCGGCGAUGGAGGUCGCGGCGGUCGCGCGCGCGGCGGUCGCGCGCGCGGCGGCGCGAGAAUCCCGGCGCCUCGACGAUAG
This is a messenger RNA of Ostreococcus lucimarinus CCE9901, 2997 nucleotides long. RefSeq lists its product with no specific name. The record is from RefSeq and is a predicted model, not a curated record. Gene Ontology annotation, molecular function: RNA binding; ATP binding. The coding region runs from base 1 to 2997 and encodes 998 amino acids. NCBI's taxonomy places the organism in Eukaryota, Viridiplantae, Chlorophyta, Mamiellophyceae, Mamiellales, Bathycoccaceae. The transcript has a single exon. Gene Ontology annotation, cellular component: intracellular anatomical structure.